UGUCUCACCGUUGCCAAACUCACGGCGCCAACCACCACCCUACUACUCCACUUUGGUCAUUUUCAUGUUCAAGUUUUCGGGAAAAAUUUAAUUAUCAAUUAAAGAAAUGGCGAAAUCCAAUAAUAACAAUUAUUGGCAUAAUUAACGUAACGUGUUAUCACCCAUUUUACUUGCAAAGGUGGAAGGGAGAAAGUUGCAAAUUCUGGUCCUAUUCGUGGUUGGUGGAUUGAUGGCUGUUUGUUUACGAAAAUAUGGCCAGAUUCCUGUACAAGCAACUUGUAACUUGCUUGUAACAAGCUGGGCUCCUCUGUUGUCUCGGUUGUUUCUUGUUCCUGGAAUUGGCAGCAGAAGACAGUAUGUUAAAAUAUCCCCCUCUGAGGCGACAGCUUUGCUACAGGAAAAUGAGUAUAGCGAAGAGGUUAACUACAAUUCCGUAAAAUCCUUUGACACAAAUCAACUUUCGUCCAAUAACCCGGUCGAAGAUGCUAGAGCAGAGGGACGCGCUCUGUAUACGACUGGAAUGUUGUUUGGUGUUUUUGAUGGUCAUGGUGGCCCAUCUUGUGCUCAAGUCGUGGCGAAACGGUUGUUGAAUUACAUUGCAGCCACUAUGUUACCUGCCGAAAUGCUUAAAGAGAUUUCUAGUCCUGGGUCUUUGCCUUCCAAAGAUGUGUCGCUUUUACAAUUUUACAACGAUAAUUUUGAAUUGGUCCAAGAUUUAUCAACGCUUUAUUCAAAGAGUUUCAACAAAUUCCUUCACAAGUUACACUCAAAUUCGACACGAGAAUUUAAAAUGGCUGAUGCAAUAUGUGAAUCUUUUGUAACAUUGGACGAUAAUAUUUCAGAGGAAGCAAAAUUAGAAAAAUUGGAUCCUUCUAGAAAAGUCAAGCCGGAUAGCUUACAUAUGAAAACAUUGUCAGUAGCACUUUCGGGAUCUGUUGGCUGUAUAGCACAUGUAGAUCAAGAACAUUUGCAUGUAGGCAGUAGUGGGGACUGUAGGAUUGUGCUAGGUUCGUGGGAUAGUGAAAAUGAAUCAUGGGUUGCCCAUGUCCUUACUGAAGAUCAUAAUGCUGAUAAUGCCAAAGAAGUGACCCGUCUUGUCAACGAGCAUCCGGAGAACGAAAGAGAUUCAAUUAUUCGUAACGAUAGACUAUUUGGACAAUUAGUUCCAUUGAGAGCUUUUGGAGAUGUUAGGUUCAAGUGGACUGCAAAUGACGUCAAGGAUUAUUUGGUACCAAUGUUAGGGGAACAAGCAGUUAUACUUUCUAGUCUAACCCCACCCUACUUGACCGCUAAGCCUGAUACUUUCUACCACAAGCUUCGUGCGAGUGAUAAAUUUAUGAUUUUGGCAACCGAUGGGCUCUGGGAUUUACUUUCACCUUCUCAAGCUGUUCACCUUGUUGGAGAGCAUACAUAUGGAAAAGAGGCUCUGAAACCUUUUAAUCUCCCUGAGAAAGGGCCCAUAGCGCUCGGAAAUUUACAUGGAACACUUACGUCUCGAAUUUUGGCGAGCAAACUUAAACCUAUUGAUGCCAAUUCGGCCACACAUCUAAUUAGACACGCACUUGGUGGUACAGAACAUGGGCUUGAUCAUCAACGUUUAAGCCAACUGUUAACCCUACCAGAUGACAGCGUUCGUUUAUUUAGAGAUGACAUAACAGCUUCAAUAGUUUUCUUCGAUAGUGAAUUUUUGAGUACUCGUCCAUUAUAGUCAUUUGAACAUUAAUAGCGAACACGAGCAUGUGACAUUUAAGUGUGUAUUUUAUCCUGUAUAUUCGUCAUGCUACCUGUAGAAUGAAUAUUAUUCCGUAAUCUCAAAGUUCAUAAUAUGCGUGACCUUAUUCUAACCUCUAGUCGUUCUCGUUGCGUUCUUCUACUUACAUCGGCAAGUAGUAGUAUUUACCUUAUUGCAAUCAUAUAAUGUGGUAAAAAUAUAAACCAUUUUAAGUUCUGUCUCCGGAAGGCAAUAAAAACACGCACAUUUAAUUACCUUAAAUAUUUUUUGUCUCACAUUGAACAAUAAUGAUUAUAACUUUGUUGCUAAUUCAGUUAAACAUA
This is a messenger RNA of Folsomia candida, 2055 nucleotides long. It is a transcript of the gene Pdp, whose product is annotated as pyruvate dehydrogenase [acetyl-transferring]-phosphatase 1, mitochondrial. Gene Ontology annotation, biological process: protein dephosphorylation. Lineage: Eukaryota; Metazoa; Arthropoda; Collembola; Entomobryomorpha; Isotomidae. The record is from RefSeq and is a predicted model, not a curated record. Gene Ontology annotation, molecular function: cation binding; protein serine/threonine phosphatase activity. Bases 230 to 1708 code for a protein of 492 amino acids. The transcript is spliced from 9 exons.